AUGCCUGAACUGGUGGUUCCAAUAGGGCUACCAACAGGGCCUCAUAGCCAAGCCUCUCACCGUCUUGAAGCCAAGCUCAGCCGAAGAUCCCCUGGCCUCUGCAGGGAGGCGAACAGGGCGAAGGCGGCAGCAGGGGCGCUGGUGGUGCAUCAGGCGACAAAGGCACUUGUGCCCACGGCGAGUGGGGAGAAGAAGGAGUACAUGCCGAGCGCGCAGCUGGCCAAACGGCUCCCCAGCGCCUGGCCGCGCCCAGUGUGGCACGCCCCAUGGAAGAUGUACCGUGUUGUGGCCGGCAACCAGGGAUGGGUGCGGUGCCUGGCGUUUGACAGCAGCAACGAGUGGUUUGUGACCGGCUCGGCCGACCGCACCAUCAGGGUGUGGGACCUUGCCAGCGGCCAGCUGAAGCUCACCCUCACCGGCCACAUCGAGCAGGUGACGGGGGUGGCGGUGUCCUCAAGGCACCCCUACAUGUUCUCCUGCGGCCUCGACAAGAUGGUCAAGUGCUGGGACCUGGAGACCAACAAGGUGAUCCGGCAGUACCACGGGCAUCUGAGCGGUGUGUACGCGCUGGCGCUGCACCCCACGCUGGACGUACUGAUGACGGGCGGCCGAGACAGCGUGUGCAGGGUGUGGGACAUGCGCACCAAGGUGCAAGUGCACUGCCUGUCAGGCCACGAUGACACGGUGGCAUCCAUCCUGACCCAGCCCACAGAUCCCCAGGUGAUCACAGGGUCGCAUGACAAGACUGUGCGGCUGUGGGACAUUCGCUCCAUCAAGGCCAAGACAAUGGCCACACUCACCUACCACAAGAAGUCGGUGCGAGCGCUGGCGAUGCACCCGAGCGAGUACGCGUUCGCGUCGGGGAGCGCGGACAACAUAAAGAAGUUCCGGCUGCCCAUGGGCGAGUUCCUGCACAACAUGCUGCAGAACCAGCGCGCCAUCAUCAACUGCGCCGCCAUCAACGAGGACGGAGUCAUGGCCACCGGCGCAGACAAUGGCUCCCUCUGGUUCUGGGACUGGAAGAGCGGCAAUAGUUUCCAGCAAGGGCAGACAAUCGUGCAGCCGGGAUCGCUGGAGAGCGAGUCGGGCAUCUUCGCGGCCGGCUUUGACAUGUCCGGCACGCGCCUGCUCACCGCCGAGGCCGACAAGACGAUCAAGUUCUGGAAGGAGGACCCUAACGCCACCCCCGAGACCCACCCCAUCAACUUCCGCCCACCCAAGGACAUCCGCCGAUACUGA
Messenger RNA from Coccomyxa subellipsoidea C-169, 1239 nucleotides. Its product is annotated as WD40 repeat-like protein. Gene Ontology annotation, biological process: mRNA splicing, via spliceosome. The transcript has 8 exons. Lineage: Eukaryota; Viridiplantae; Chlorophyta; Trebouxiophyceae; Coccomyxaceae. The record is from RefSeq and is a predicted model, not a curated record. Gene Ontology annotation, molecular function: protein binding. Bases 1 to 1239 code for a protein of 412 amino acids. Gene Ontology annotation, cellular component: catalytic step 2 spliceosome; Prp19 complex; precatalytic spliceosome.